Molecule: messenger RNA, 1846 nt
Organism: Bubalus bubalis (water buffalo)
Lineage: Eukaryota; Metazoa; Chordata; Mammalia; Artiodactyla; Bovidae
Gene: TBATA
Product: thymus, brain and testes associated
Exons: 9
Coding region: 167-1228 (353 amino acids)
Source: RefSeq, a predicted model, not a curated record
GACAGGCUUACCCACAGAACUGACAUCCUUCGGCUCCUUCCUGCCCGGGCAGCAAGGGCUACUCACCCACAUACUAUAGUGGCCACUUUCCUUGUGUCUGUUCCUGUUAUGCAUCGUCAACACUCGUAUUAAGAGCACCAGUCUUUACUCUGUUAGAGGCACCCCAAUGGCUACAGAAGUGAGGGCCCAAUUGGCAGAGCAUUCACUGCCGAGUCCAAAAGGUGAACCGAAUCUGGAAAAGAAGUCGGGGUGCCAGCCAAGGAGGCAUGGGGACAGCGGGCCACAGAAAGAACCGAUGAUCCCAGGGAUCGUGGAUUUCAAGCUGAUCCAAGAGGCAGUGAGGACAUCCAAGCCCCAAACCCCCAGUGCCUACCGCUUUGGUCGCCUCAGCCACCACUCCUUCUUCUCCAGGCACCACCCCCAGCCCCAGCACGUGACCCACAUCCAAGAUCUCACCGGGAAGCCUGUCUGCGUCGUCAGGGAUGAGCUCUCUCUGGCCACCUCUCCUCAAGCCACACUCUUAUCCCGCUACCUGAUCAGGAUGCCCACCAUCUCGGUGCCUGUUGGAGACCCGCAGUCCAAUCGGGACCCCCGGCUUUAUUCUGAAGGAGGAGCCUCAGCGGGAACAGGGGGCAAAGUACUCAGCAGAGACUGGCAGGCUCAUCCCUGCUUCUACCCAAGCCAUGGCCCGCCGCCACUCCCACCAGGGCCGAAACCAGCCUGCAAGCAGAGAUGGAGGAGACCAGACCUUUGUCCUACAGGAUCAGGAGCUGCUGAUCCUGGAACUGCUUUCGCAAAUUCUGCAGACAGACUCCUUGAAUGCUAUCCAGUUCUGGCUACUCUACGCGCCCGCCAAGGAGAAAGACAUGGCACUAGGGCUCCUGCAGACCGCGGUGGCUCAGCUCCUUCCCCAGCCCCUAGUGCCCAUCCCAGCCGAAAAACUCCUGAACCAGCUCCUGGAAGUUCAAGACUCACUUCAAGAGAGGCACCAGCUACCCUACAGGGGCACCUUCCCUACCUCCCUGCCCGCCCUGUCACUCAGCUGGCUGUCUGGCUCCAGCCUGACCUUCCUAGCUGUCCUUGUGUUGGUUUUAGCCAAUCCCCGAAGAAGAUGAAGACACCACCUCUACCAAAAAGCGAAAAACCAGAGAACAUUGGAAAAGCUCAAGUUCUUCGAGUGCACUCCAGCCAGAACCCAGAAGAGAAGGCGGCAAAGGCAGAGGGCUGAGGAGUCUGCGCCUCGCACAGGAAAAGCCCCUGAGUUCGAAGACUCUGUCCCUAAGUCCUCAGCAGCAGUACUGGUUUUCCUAUCAUGUGGAGCCCAUUAAACUACUGUCUUCCCCUUAAGAGGACAGCGCCACUCUCCCAUCAGCAGGAGGUCUCUGUGCUUAUGGAGUUUGCUCCGGGAAGGGGGAUGAGCUGAACCAAACCAUCCCGACUCCCUUGGAGAAAGCCUCCCUGUGUGGGGCUUCCCUGCUUCUGUUUGCUUCCAGAGAAUCAAAGGGCAAGGGGUAGACAGGUCUGUGCUCAUCCCUGAGCCAGGACUCACAGGGCUCUGGGUAGAUUAGCGCAGAGGUGGGGAACUCAAAGGCCGCUUUAGAAGACUCACCCAUAGCAACGAUUGAAUUCCUACCAGACAUUGGGGCAGGACUAAGGUACUAGCUACUGAUGAACACUCUGAAUUGUUGUAUGUACUUUAUAUGUGGUACCGUAUCUGAUGCUCACCCAAAACCAUAGGAGGUAGAGAAUCACUGUCAUUUUCUAGACGAAUAAACUGAGUGACUGUCAGGUGAAUCAGCUUGCCCAAGGCCACAUAAUAAAGUGAGAACCCAGGAUCCAAACACAA